CUGGUAAUCAAGGAAAAAGAGAGAGCUAGGUUGUACUAUACAAUCCUGAUCGAGAUUAAGUGUGUUUUUUUUGUUUGAGAUGAUGAAAAAGAUGUCUUCUCCUUGUCCUUCUCUUCCAUCUCCUGUCAAUGACACUGAGGUUCAACCGGAAUCAUCCACAGCCAUGCCGAAUCCAGCCAAACCCGUUGCCAAACGAUCCCGGAAACAGAAAAGAGUAGUCCACAGUUCUGAUUCUCCGGGACAUGGGCAAGCCAAGAGAAGCUCCGUCUUCAGAGGCGUAACAAGUGUCAAGAGAGGGAGAUAUGAAGCUCACUAUUGGGACAAGAGUGCCAGCAAGAAAAACAGACAAAGUGAUUAUAUAUAUACCGAUCGUUUUCUACUGUUUGCUUCUGUUUUAAUCAUGAACUAUUUUAUUUUUCUUGUAAAAGUUUUUUAAGUAUAUGGGAUUUAAUGAUCUGUGUUCCGUUUGGAGUUUCUUAUUUUUAUACCUUAAGUUGUCACUUGGUUUAUGUACUUAUCAAGUUUCUUUCUUUUCUCAUGAUCCUUGAUGUCUGCAACCUAUCUCUAUGGUCAUAUAUUAGUUUACUUGGGUAAGCAUUUCUUUGAACCAGGAAAGAAAGAUAUUAUUUUUAGUCUUUUCAAAAUAUACUCAUCAGAAUUUGGAACUGAACAUAGUGAUAUAUGUUUCUGAAAUGGAAUGAAGGGGCAUAUGACAGUGAAGAGGCUGCUGCAAGAACCUAUGACCUUGUUGCUCUUAAGUACAGGGGGCCAGGUCCAGGCACUGCUCUCAAUUUUCCGAUUGAGACCUACACCAAAGAGCUCGAGGAAAUGCAGAAUCUGUCGAAGGAGGAGUUUUUAGCCUCACUUAGGCGGCAGAGUACAGGGUUUUCUCGAGGUACUUCGAAGUACCGUGGGGUUUCAAGGCACCACCACAGCCGUUGGGAGGCUCGAAUUAAAUCAACUACAGGGACCAAGUAUCUUUACUUGGGAGUUUUUGACACUGAAGAGAAAGCAGCAGCAGCAUAUG
Messenger RNA from Cuscuta epithymum, 1027 nucleotides. NCBI's taxonomy places the organism in Eukaryota, Viridiplantae, Streptophyta, Magnoliopsida, Solanales, Convolvulaceae. The record is from the annotation of a GenBank genome assembly.